This is a messenger RNA of Setaria italica (foxtail millet), 1599 nucleotides long. RefSeq names its product cytochrome b561 and DOMON domain-containing protein At3g61750. NCBI's taxonomy places the organism in Eukaryota, Viridiplantae, Streptophyta, Magnoliopsida, Poales, Poaceae. The record is from RefSeq and is a predicted model, not a curated record. The transcript has 4 exons. Bases 187 to 1305 code for a protein of 372 amino acids.
ACCCAAUCCUACCCCAAACGCAUCGAAAAAUAAAGGCAAGGAUAAAAAAAUUUCGCACCACCAACUGACUGCAACCUCCCAACUCCUUGUAGCUCCCUCCCUAAACUCGCAAGCAACCUGCGGCCGAGCCGUGCACCAGUUGCUCCUGCGCUGCUGCUAGUGCCUGCACAGCCAUUGUCGGCGAGGAUGGGGAGCGCGGCGCGUGCUGCUGCUGCGGCGGCGGCGGCGCUGGUCGUCGUGGCGCUGGCGACGGUGGCGACGGCGCAGAUGGAGAGCUGCAACGACGAGCUGCCGCCCGUGCUCGUCGCCAACUACUCGGGCCUGGCAUGCCAGCCGGUCUGGAACAACUUCGUGCUCCGGUAUCACCAGGACAAGAACAACGUCCUGCGGGUCGUCCUGUCCACGAUGUACAGCACGGGGUGGGUGGGCAUGGGGUUCUCGCGGGACGGCCUCAUGAUCGGCUCCAGCGCCAUGGUGGGGUGGGUCGGCAAGAAGGGCCUCCCGCACAUCCGGCAGUUCGCGCUCCGCGGCAAGGCCAGCUCCAAGGUCGUCGUCGACCGGGGCUUCCUCGUCUCCAACGACCACGACCACACCGUCGUCGUGCAGCAGGCCAAGAUCUACAUCGCCUUCCAGCUCAGGUUCUCCUACCGCCUCACCCACCAGCACAUCAUUAUGGCCUUCGGUAACAGCAUCCCGGUGAAGAACAAGCUCACCAGGCAUCAGGGCAAGACCUCCUUCACCUUCGAUUUCACCACGGGGAGAGCUUCUGUUGACGGAUCGUUCCCCUACGGCCUGAGGCGUGCCCAUGGCGCGCUCAACGUGUUCGCGUGGGGCGUCCUGAUGCCCAUCGGCGCCAUCAUCGCGCGCUACUUCCGGCGGAUGGACCCGCUCUGGUUCUACCUCCACGUCGGCCUCCAGUUCGUCGGGUUCAUCAUCGGCCUCGCCGGCGUCGUGGCCGGCGUGGCGCUCUACAACAAGAUCCAGGCCGACAUCCCCGCGCACAGGGGCCUCGGCAUCUUCGUCCUCUUCCUCGGUAUCCUGCAGAUCCUGGCCUUCUUCCUGCGGCCGAACGUGGACUCCAAGUACCGCAAGUACUGGAACUGGUACCACCACUGGUCGGGGCGGCUGGCGCUCUUCUUCGCGUCCGUCAACAUCGUGCUCGGGAUCCACGUCGGCGGCGCCGACAACUCGUGGAAGAUCGGGUACGGCUUCAACCUGGCCGUCAUCCUCGUCGCCGUCAUCGCGCUGGAGUUCAUGCUCUGGACGAGGUGGUCCAAGAACAGCACCUCGACCCCGACGUACUAAAGGCUGUUUGACGUGGGUGUUGGUGGCGCUGUGAUGACAGCCCUGUUUUUCAUUUUGGGUUUUUUUUUCGAGGGUCUGAUGUUGUGUUGCUAUGGCCCUGUUUUCGUUGGUGUAUUCUUCAGAACUGCAAUUGUAAGUGUGGGUUCAAGCAAGUGCAAUUGCACUGCUGAUAGUUCUGCAUCACUGCAUGCUUGAUAGUUUGUAUAGCGGUAUAUGAUUAUUUUUUAAAAAAAGAACAUGUCAUAGUGGUGUAGGGUAAUUUGAACGAGAAUGGCGUGGCCAUAGCUUCACCAA